Oryza brachyantha (malo sina) is the source of this 785-nucleotide messenger RNA. RefSeq lists its product as uncharacterized. Bases 63 to 371 code for a protein of 102 amino acids. The transcript has a single exon. Lineage: Eukaryota; Viridiplantae; Streptophyta; Magnoliopsida; Poales; Poaceae. The record is from RefSeq and is a predicted model, not a curated record.
UGCAGCGUAUAGCUAAGCUAGAGAGAGAGAGGGAGAGAGAGGGGUGCGUCGGCGGCGAGGCGAUGGAGAUCGAGGCGGCGAAGUGCGAGUGCUGCGGGCUGCGGGAGGACUGCACGGUGGAGUACAUCGCCGGGGUGAAGGCGGACUUCGGCGGGAGGUGGCUGUGCGGGCUGUGCUCGGAGGCGGUGAGGGACGAGGUGGCCAAGAAGGGCGGCGGCGGCGGCCGGCAGCUGGAGGACGCCGUCAGGGAGCACAUGUCCUUCUGCGGCAAGUUCUGCCGCAAGAACCCGGCCUUCCGCGUCGCCGACGGCAUGCGCCAGAUGCUCCGCCGCCGCUCCGGCGACCUCUCCGCCCACUCCGGCGCCUCCUGAUCAACGACCAACCCACCUAUCUAGCUAGCUACCUCCCGCGAGAGAGAUCGAGCUACGGACACGACGCCGACGACGACGACGACGACGAGCAAUGGCGCUCGAAUGCUUGUAGCAGCAGCUAAGCUAAGCUUAAGCUUAAGCUUAAGCUGCAAGCUUAGUGACAUUGUUAACCUCGAAAUCCAAUCAAAAUCAAUGAGCUGCCUCGUGGAGAAGGUUUCCAUUGAGGUGCCGAGUGUGGAGGCUUUCUUUGGCCUAGAAGACGGCUUCUUGAUGAUGAUGAUGGAGCAUUGUUCAAGUUUUGGUUGUAGCAAGGAUUAUUUAUGGGAUUAGUAUCGAUCGAUCAGUACUUGAUUUGUACAAGGAGAUAUUAAUUAUAGAACCUGAACCACUGUUGCAAUGUAGCAUCCAUUGGUU